Molecule: messenger RNA, 2080 nt
Organism: Conger conger (European conger)
Lineage: Eukaryota; Metazoa; Chordata; Actinopteri; Anguilliformes; Congridae
Gene: ccne1
Product: cyclin E1
Exons: 12
Coding region: 310-1536 (408 amino acids)
Biological process (GO): G1/S transition of mitotic cell cycle; regulation of cyclin-dependent protein serine/threonine kinase activity
Cellular component (GO): cytoplasm; centrosome; nucleus
Molecular function (GO): cyclin-dependent protein serine/threonine kinase regulator activity
Source: RefSeq, a predicted model, not a curated record
AGAUAUUAAAUUCGGAUUUGCUGCCAGGUUUUUAAAUGACCCGCUUUGACUGCGCCCUGUCCUAUGACUGCAUAGAUAACGCAGUUUAUAAGCUGAGGCGAAACGUACCCGCGCGAGCUCAGAACAAGCAAGCGUCAGUCAAGCAACACGUCCAAUUAUUGUGGUACCGACAAAGGUCCAGUCCAUUGAAAAUGUUCACAUAGUGAUCGGUUUUCUUUUGGACUGAAGCAGUGGCUGCACGCAACUCUUCUUUACAAGGAGCAUCUUUUUAGGGAGACCGUACCUUCAAAGGAUAUUCGCCAAGAUAUAAUGCCAAGGAAAAUUGUAAAGGCUGAAUUGAAGGCUGCCCCAGUCAAUGAAGUAUCCAAAGAGAGUACGACCCGUUCUCGGAAAAGAAAGGCAGAUGUUGCUGUUUAUUUGCAAGAUCCAGAUGAAGUUACUGAAAUGACAAAAAAGAAGCAGUGUCUUACUCAGGCCUGCUGGAGUCAAGCCACAGGUUGCACAAGUCCGUGCAGGCGAAUCCCCACGCCUGAAGUGGAGGAACCAGACACCCUGAGCGACCUAGCCUUCUCGCAGUACACCUUCAGAAACCUCUGUGCCACUCCUGUUAGGUCUUCCCCUCUGCCAGUCCUCUGCUGGGCAAACAAAGAGGAUGUGUGGAAUAACCUACUCCAGAAAGACCAGGCAUACUCAAGAGAUGUGCACUUCAUGGAGAGACACCCACAGCUGCAGCCGAAAAUGCGAGUUAUACUCCUGGAUUGGCUAAUGGAGGUCUGUGAGGUCUACAAGCUCCACAGAGAGACUUUUUACUUGGCCCAGGACUUAUUUGACCGGUACAUGGCAACGCAGACGAAUGUGGUCAAAGCACGAUUGCAGCUCAUUGGCAUUUCAGCUUUAUUUAUCGCUGCGAAACUGGAGGAAAUAUAUCCUCCAAAGGUGCACCAGUUUGCCUAUGUUACAGAUGGAGCCUGCAUAGAAGAUGAGAUCCUUAGCAUGGAGUUGAUCAUAAUGAAGGAGCUGAAGUGGAGCCUUAGCCCCUUGACAUCCAUAUCCUGGCUAAACAUUUAUAUGCAGGUAGCAUAUCUGAAGAACUCUGCAGAGGUGCUGAUUCCUCAGUAUCCCCAAGCUACGUUUGUGCAGAUAGCAGAGCUCCUGGAUGUGUGUGUGCUGGAUGUAAAGUGUUUGGAGUUCUCCUACAGCAUGCUGGCAGCCUCUGCCUUAUUCCACUUCUCCUCUCUGGAGCUGGUGGAAAAGGUCUCAGGCUUGCAGUGGUCUGAUAUGGAGCGCUGCGUUAAGUGGAUGGUGCCAUUCGCAAUGUCCAUUCGGGAGGUGGGCAGCUCAGGGCUAAAGACAUUUAAGGGAAUUCCUGCGGACGACCUGCACAACAUCCAGACCCACGCUCCCUACCUGGACUGGCUGGAGAAGGCCUACUCCUACCAGCUGGUAGAUGUGGAGAGGAGUCAGAGGUCCCCCAUGCCUUCAUGUGUACUCACCCCACCUCCCAGCAGUGAGAAGCCAGAGCUGCUGCCAUCUUGAGGACCUUUCUGGGCCAAUCGGGUAUCUGGCAGGAGGGUGAAUUACAGCAUUGCACGCUAACUAUCUUCGGAUGCUAAAGGCGGGCACAAAACUUUGGUCUUUCAUGAUUUAUUGAGUCGUUGUGUGGAGUCCAUCAGCUAUUUUUUAUUUGGUUUUAUUUUUUUAAUUCCUUUUUUAAUGGGUCUGCCAAGUUGGGCCACCUGCCAAAUAUCCAGAGUUGUCAUCGGAACUCUGAAUGCUGCUAAAAAUGGUGGGACUUGGAGGAAUGGAUCCUGAACACGUAUUCUGGGCCCACACUGCCAUUCGGGAUUUGAGAAAUACUAUUUUCGGCCGGGACAUUAGGCCAUCUUGUCAUUGGACCACAGGAAUAACCAGCUUCAGAAGCGGACGUAUACAUGUUUAUGUUGGACCUCUUAUUGGUCUACUCAGAGUAUAGGUUUACCAAAUUGAAAUUAUUUGUAUUUUAUUUUUUACAUUUUUAAAUGCUGCUACUUUUCUGUACCAUUUGGAAAUAAAUUCACUGUCUCAGACAGCUUAUCUUUUA